Messenger RNA from Verruconis gallopava, 1610 nucleotides. RefSeq lists its product as uncharacterized. The record is from RefSeq and is a predicted model, not a curated record. Lineage: Eukaryota; Fungi; Ascomycota; Dothideomycetes; Venturiales; Sympoventuriaceae. The coding region runs from base 118 to 1419 and encodes 433 amino acids. Gene Ontology annotation, molecular function: oxidoreductase activity, acting on the CH-CH group of donors; flavin adenine dinucleotide binding. The transcript has a single exon.
CCAAACCCCUCUGACACCCCUCGCGCCAGCGCCCAUCCGUGUCAGUGGCAAUGAACGGUAUUUUUAUACGGUUCAGGACCCAUCAGUCCAUGACUUUGCCGUCAGCUCUACCCAAGUAUGGCUUCCGACGACAAGAAACUCCAAGGGAUCGCGCCGUGGGCUGAGCCUGCAUGGAACUAUAUCCAUUCGCCGUACUACAACGAUACACAUCGACGAUUGCGUGAUGGACUGCGCGCGUAUCUCGAAGAAAACAUCUUGCCUUACGCGCUUGAGUGGGAAGAGAAAGGAGAAGCUCCUCGUGAGGCCGCGCUCAAAUGGACCAGAUCCGGUUUUGCUCAUACCGACAUUCCUGCGAAAUACCGUCCCAAGAACCACCCUUUACCAGCCGGUAUCUCUCUAGACAAACUUGAUGCCUUCCAUCUUCUCGUGUCCACUGACGAGACUUCUCGCGUUCCGGCCGGCGGCGUUAUGACGAGCUUGUCCGGAGCCUCGGUCAUUGGCGCACCGCCUAUCGUACAUUGGGGAACGGAGGAACAGAAGCGCAAAUGGCUGCCGGGGCUCUUCACGCUGGAAACAAGCUUCUGCUUAGGCAUUACGGAGCCUGAUGCAGGAAGUGAUGUGGCGCAGCUCAAAACCACGGCCAAAAAGUCACCAGACGGGAAGUUCUACAUUGUGAAUGGCUACAAGAAGUGGAUUACAGGAGCACCAUACGCCUCUCAUAUGACGACAGCCGUGCGUACAGGCGGCCCCGGGAUGAGCGGUCUUUCAGUCCUAGUGAUUCCUAUGAACAGCCCGGGUCUAUCUCAUCGUCGUAUUCCAAACUCGGGCCAAAAAGCUGGCGGCGCUUCCUUCAUUGAGCUUGACAACGUCAAGGUGCCCGUUGAGAAUCUCAUUGGUAAAGAAGGCCAAGGUUUCAAGAUCAUCAUGAAGAACUUCAAUCGAGAGCGUUAUGUUAUGGCAAUCGGCUGCAACCGUCGAGCGCGGGACUGCAUGAGUGACGCGUUUGCUUACGCUCACAAGAGGCAUACAUUUGGCAAGCCGUUGAUCACUAAUCAGGUCAUCAGGGCGAAGAUAGCUCGCAUCGCGAGAGAUGUAGAGUCUCAUUGGGCGUGGCUUGAGCAAAUUGCCUACCACGUGAACCUUUCAGAAGAAAAAUGGGAAUCGCAGGAGAUAGCCGGCCGAAUUGCGCUUGCCAAAGUGAUGGGCGGCAAGCUGCUAGAGAAAGCUGCACGCGAGGCUCAACAGAUCUUCGGUGGUGCAGGCUACCAGCGGGGAGGAGCUGGCGCCAACGUUGAGCAAACUUCGCGGGAUUUGAGGAUGAUGGUCGUCGGCGGCGGUUCGGAAGAGAUCCUAAAUGAUCUUGCCGUCCGGCAAGAGAUUUUGAAUGCGACGAAGCGAGGAUGGAAACCUCGUUUGUAGACAAGUGUCCAACAGCAUAAUGAUCAGGCUUUCAUUUUCGGUAUCUGUCCAAGUCAAAUACAAGCCCGACUGCUCCGCCCUACGUACUUCAUCGCAUUCAAGAGCGACGAGGACAAAGUACGACAUGUACUCCCUACCCUACUUUAUUUGCAUAAAGAUUUAGGAUCGAAUGGACAGACGUAUUUUUUUCA